AUGGAGUUGGCAUUGGUGGUGACCGGAAAACUCGGAGAGAGUUCGUGCUGUUCUUUAUUCAAGUGUUGGUUAUUAACCUAUUUACAUGUAUUGAAGGAGAAAGCAGCUGGAAUAUGGAAGGAAGCAAAGUUCGGGGCAGAUCACCGCCUCCCAAAGAAAAAAGAAGGGGAAAAAAACAAAGAAAGAAACGACAGCAUCAAAAAUCAAAUAAACGACAAAUAA
Dovyalis caffra is the source of this 222-nucleotide messenger RNA. The record is from the annotation of a GenBank genome assembly. NCBI's taxonomy places the organism in Eukaryota, Viridiplantae, Streptophyta, Magnoliopsida, Malpighiales, Salicaceae.